AUGAAAUCACUCUAAGGAGCGAGACGCUCAGCCCUCUCUCUAGAUUCUCCACUCGACUUUCUUCUUCGGUCCACCUGAAGCCAGUGCGGCAGCGAUGCCGCCGGUGUAAGGGAGCGGCCAAGAGACAUCGCAGGCGAAGAACUCUUAUGCAGCGGUGGUUAGGGAUGCUACCACCGACCUUCGAUUGCACUCACAGCCAUGCUCCUUCUCAGAUGUGGGAGACCUGGGGUCGUCUGGUAGCUUCAGGGGCUUCUUCCCGUCGGUUACUUUCUCAAACAACGACUUACAGGUUCCCUCGCAACCUUUCCGAUUUGCCCUGGUCAGUACGUUUCCUUUCGGUCGCCCCCCAUCCCUGCGAUUCGUAAGGCUUUUGAAAAGAUAGGGUUUUUACAAAAUUAUUCGGUGGGGUUGAUUCAAUCAAACAUUAUUCUUAUGAACUUCCAGUCAGACCUUGAUUUUCAAAAAUUUUGGGAGAAAAAAUCCUGGGAUUUUUUUGGGUACCAGAUGGACACCCAGCUUCUCCGUUGAACGGGACUCACCCCUAGCCCCUGUCUAGAUCUCCCUCGACGGACUCCCAGUCCACCUACACGAUUUAAGAGCUCUUAACUCUAUUGGUAAGCUCUUGGGCAAACCUAUUAGAAUUGAUGCUCCUACUGCACACUUCUCCAGACCUUCUACAGCCAGGUUGUGUAUUGAAUUGGAUAUUUCAUUUGAUAUCCCCAAAAAGAUUUGGAUCAGCAAUGGUGAUUUGGGCUUUUUUCAGAAAAUUACGUAUGAAAAUCUUCCUAUUUUCUGUAAAAAAUGCUCUAGGUUUGGCCACCUUGUUAUGGACUGCCCCCAGGCCACCAUAGAUUUAGUGCCAACUCAACAGGCUGUGGUUACAAAAAAUUGUGCCCCUGUUAUUGGCAAAAAAAACCUGCUGAUAUUGCCCCUAAGACUAUUUGUGAUGCUAUUCGUGAUUCUGUUGUGUCUGCUGAAGCCUAUUCUGAAACUAUAGCAGCUAUCCGAUUGUUGGAGCCAGUUACUGAUGCAGCCCCGGUUGCUGCAGCUCCUGGGAAAAAUGCUAUGGGUGUUAUGGUUGUCUCUGAACCAACCUCAAUCCCAAAUGAAACUGCACUUUCUGAUACUAUCCCCUUUUCUGAUACUGUUGCAGUUCAUAAGGAGACUGUAUCUGCUAUUGAUGCCCCUUGUAUCACUGAUCUUGCUACUGUUGUAGAUGCAGCCCCGGUUGCUGCAGCUCCUAGGAAAAAUGCUAUGGGUGAUAUGGUUGUCUCUAAACCAACCUCAACCCCAAAUGAACCUGCACUUUCUGAUACUAUCCCCUUUCCUGAUAUUGCUACUGUCCCUAAGGAGACUGUAUCUGCUAUUGAUGCCCCUUGUAUCACUGAUCUUGCUACUUAUGAGGCCCCUUUUGAUGACACAAUUCGUGCUAAGGUUCCUGUCCAGCAUCCAGUGGCUAUAGAUGAAACCCCGGUGGCCACCCUUAACGUGGCGGUAGUCGAGGAAAUUCAUCAAUCGGCCACCUAUGGUGCUGGCAAAGUUUGGUUUGAUGCCAGAAAAGGAAAUGAAGAGAUCCUCUCUGGUCCAAAGAUUGACUGUCCAGUUACUACACAUGUCCCAUUCAUGUCCAAUGAUGAAACCAUUUCUGAGGACACCCAAACGCUAACUUUUUCUGUUUCAGGUCAAACAGAGAUCGACGAAGAAAACCUCAAAGGAUUUACACAGGUAGAAAGAAGAAGAAGCAAAAACUCAAGCUCAAAAUACUCACUUAAUGAAGGUACAGAAGAUGUACAACUAUUCUACGAUGUGGGAUAUUCAUCUCACCCCAUGAUCACCAGGAGCCACUCAAGAAAACCUCAAAAUGAAACAGACUACUAUCUCUACCAAGUUGACGAGAGGUUCGACUCACCACACAAACUAGAGGCAGCUCUUCGACGCUUCAAAUUGACUCAUCCGGAGGAAACGACUUACAGGCCUUAUCUCAAGAGAGCCAUCAGAUUUCAUAACAGAUACAAUAGAUCCCUUUCAGCUUCAAUUGGAAUCCCCUCACAAAAUUUCAAUUGUUGAUGUAUUUUCUAUUUCUUUUCAUUUCUCUUAUGUUCCAUCAGUUGUAAUCUCAAUUCCUUUUACUCAAACUUUAUUUAAAUAAAUUAGGGAGGUGUUCCCUGGCACCCCACCACCUAGUGUGAUUCUUACGGGGAAAAAGUGAUUUAUAUUGAAUUGAUAAAGUAAAAAUAAUGUAUGAAUCAUUUAGAAC
Cuscuta europaea is the source of this 2257-nucleotide messenger RNA. The record is from the annotation of a GenBank genome assembly. Lineage: Eukaryota; Viridiplantae; Streptophyta; Magnoliopsida; Solanales; Convolvulaceae.